Molecule: messenger RNA, 936 nt
Organism: Galeopterus variegatus (Sunda flying lemur)
Lineage: Eukaryota; Metazoa; Chordata; Mammalia; Dermoptera; Cynocephalidae
Product: olfactory receptor 6C2-like
Exons: 1
Coding region: 1-936 (311 amino acids)
Biological process (GO): G protein-coupled receptor signaling pathway
Cellular component (GO): membrane
Molecular function (GO): olfactory receptor activity; G protein-coupled receptor activity
Source: RefSeq, a predicted model, not a curated record
AUGAGAAAUGGUACAGUUACAACAUUUAUUCUUCUGGGACUGACAGAUGACCCUCACCUUCAGGUUCUGAUUUUUAUCUUUCUAUUUCUGACCUACAUGUUGAGUAUAACUGGGAACCUGACUAUCAUCACACUCACCUUUGUGGAUGCCCGCCUUAAAACACCCAUGUACUUCUUCUUAAAAAAUUUCUCCUUCCUAGAAAUCUCAUUCACAUCUGCUUGUAUUCCUAGAUACUUGUAUAACAUAGCAACAGGUGACAAGGUCAUUACCUAUAAUGAUUGUGUCAUCCAAGUGUUUUUUACUGACCUCUGUGGAGUAACAGAAUUUUUUCUUCUAGCCACCAUGUCCUAUGACCGCUAUGUGGCCAUCUGCAAACCCCUACAUUAUGUGACUAUCAUGAGUAGUAAAGUCUGCAGGAUUCUUAUAAUAUGUUGCUGGACAGCUGGCUUAUGCAUAAUAAUCCCACCACUUAGCCUGGGUUUAAAUCUAAAAUUCUGUGACUCUAACAUGAUUGAACAUUUUGGCUGUGAUGCAUUUCCCCUGGUGAAAAUCUCAUGCUCAGACACAUGGUUCAUGGAACAGACAGUUGUUAUUUGUGCUGUGCUGACCCUGAAUAUGACUCUUAUUUGUGUAGUUCUGUCAUAUGCUUACAUCAUCAAAACAAUUCUUAGGUUCCCCUCUGUCCAGCAAAGGAAAAAGGCCUUUUCCACCUGUUCUUCCCACAUGAUUGUGGUUUCCAUCACAUAUGGCACAUGCAUUUUCAUCUAUAUGAAUCCUACAGCAAAGGAAGAAGUGACAGUUAAUAAGGUAGUUUCACUGCUCAUCUCUUCUAUUUCACCUACAUUGAACCCAUUUAUUUAUACACUGAGAAACAAUCAAGCUAAGAAAGCCUUCAAGGAGUCAAUCAAAAGAAUUGCAUUGCUCUCAACUAAGUAA